AUGGCUGCCGAGCUGAGGGCCGGCGGAGUCAUGAGUCUCCCUUUGCAGAACGUUCUAGAACACGAGGCGAUCCCUGGCGCGAAACUCAGGGAGGGAUCCCAAUUGGGGCUUCUGGAAUCCGAAGGGGAACGGGUGGUCCCUCGCGUCAUCCAGGUUGGGACCAUUGGGGAGCUUCUGGGAUGGGUGCCCCCCCAAGAGUUGACCCAGGGGUCCGAGGAAGGCUUGGCGCAACGCUGGGAAACUCAGUGGCAGGAGGUCCUAAAGGCCGUGCAGCCCCUUCCCUCCGGGUGGGGAAGCCAACAGCCGUCGAAACCGUUGCUGUGGGGCUCUUGUGAGGCCGUGACGGUUGCUGGCCAGUGGCCCAGCGGAGAUGGAGUCACUCAGCUUCUGGUGAGCAAUGGCAGAGGAGCUCCAGGAGCCUUUAGCAAUCCGGUCGCUGGAGAAAACAGGACGUCGGAGAAAGAGGCCGUGGGAAAGGACGACACUGGCACCGACGUGCAGGGCAGACAUUUCGGGCAGUUUGGCUACCAGGAAGCCGAGGGACCCCGAGAGGUUUGCAAGAAGCUCCGGGAACUCUGCUGGCAGUGGCUGAAGCCGGAGAGGCACACCAAGGAGCAGAUCCUGGAGCUGGUGAUCUUGGAGCAGUUCCUGACCAUCCUGCCUCCGGAGAUGCAGGGCUGGGUCAGGGCCCGUGGGCCUCAGGCCUGUUCCCAGGCAGUGGCCCUGGCCGAAGAUUUCCUCAGACGCCAGCAACCAGAGGCCGAGGUAAAGGUGAGAAAGUUUUAAGAUUUUAUUUUAAAUCAUUUUGAUUUGAUUUUCAAAAUGUAAAAUUAGAACAAUCCAAAUGUAUAUCCAUAUACGGUGGUACCUCGGGCUACAGACGCUUCAGGUUACAGACGCUUCAGGUUACAGACUCCGCUAACCCAGAAAUAGUACCUUGGGUUAAGAACUUUGCUUCAGGAUGAGAACAGAAAUCGUGCUCCGGCAGCAGCAGGAGGCCCCAUUAGCUAAAGUGGUACCUCGGGUUAAGAACAGUUUCAGGUUAAGAACAGACCUCCAGAAUGAAUUAAGUUCUUAACCCGAGGUACCACUGUACAGAGAUUACUCUGAAUCUCAAGACUCUCCCCCCACCCCCUCCGUGGGUCCUGUUGUCAACAUUUACAGCUGCAUAUUAUUCCAUAGUCUAUAUUUUGUAUCACUCCAUACAAUGGUACCUCGGGUUAAGUACUUAAUUCGUUCUUUCAGAGCCAUCCAAGUUGGUGACUGUCGCAGCCUCCUGCGGCAGGGAGUUUCAUAGUUUGACAAUGAGCUGCAUAAAGUAUUAUUUUCUUUUAUCUGCCCCUGAAUCUUCCAACAUUCAACUUCCUUGGAUAUCCUUGCAAUUUACCAGCAUUUUGGAACCUGAGAUGCCCUUAACAAAUUCCCACUCAGCCAUGAUGCUGACUGCAUAAGCUUGGGCCAGCCGUUACCUUAAAGUCUAACCACCCUUUUGGGGUUGUUGUGAAGAUAAAUUGUGUGUGUGUGAAGAGGGAGAGAGAUGGGGGAGGCAGGCAGGCAGGCAGGCAGGCAGAGAGGGCACUGCUGCCCCAGGCUUCUUGGGGAACUAGCAAGAUUCAAUAAAAGGAAAACUAUCACAAUAAUACAGUGGUACCUCGGGUUAAGAACUUAAUUCGUUCUGGAGGUUCGUUCUUAACCUGAAACUGUUCUUAACCUGAAGCACCACUUUAGCUAAUGGGGCCUCCUGCUGCUGCCGCGCCGCCGGAACACAAUUUCUGUUCUCAUCCUGAGGCAAAGUUCUUAACCUGAAGCAAUAUUUCUGGGUUAGCGGAGACUGUAACCUGAAGCAUAUGUAACCCAAGGUAGCACUGUAUUGUCCAUAAUAAUUGUUUCACUACAAGUGAGUUUAAAAUCCUGCUCAUGUUUUCAUCUGCUUGCAAUGGUCUCCUAAAUAAUUUUUUAAAAAAUCCCAUUCCUUUUAUAAAGUUUUUGUCCUCUUGUUUCCUGAGCUUUCCAGUCCAUCAGCUCAGUUUGCCAUUCCUCUCUGGUAGGGACUCUGUCUUCUUUCCAUCUCUGGACUAGUAACAUCUAUGCAGCAGUUGUAUACAUAAAAUGUCUUCUUUGGAAUAUAAUUCCUAUAAUUCCUAAUAGAAAAGCUCCAGGUUUUUUUAACAAAAGUUAUUUUAAACAUUUUUUAAAAUUUCAUUAUAUAUCAUCUCCCAGAAAGAUUUUAUUAUCUUACACGACCACCACAUAUGAUAAUUUUUCUUUUUCUUUACAUUCCCAGCAGGUAUUUGCACUAGUUCUAUACAUUUUUGCUAACUUACUAGGAGUCAAAUACCCCUGGUACAUCAUUUUCAUAUAAUUUUCAGGGUACAGCAUGCUGUAAAUUUCAAAUCUGUUUUCCAUAACCUUUCCCAAUCUGCCAUCUGGAUAUUAUGUCCCAAAUCCUUUGCCCAGUGUAUCAUUGCUGAUUUGACCUGGUGGUCUUUUGAGAAAAUUUUCAGAUUUGAUCUUCCUCAGGGUGAGCCUGAGGGGGGUUUGCCCUCCUGACUCCAAGGCGUUGACUUGACGGGAAUGCUCUCUGCUCUUUUAGGCUCUGGGGAGACACGAGGAGGAGGUGAUUGUGGUCUCCCCUGAGGCCGAGUGGUCGCCAUUGGAGGGCAGCCUGGGUCCCAACUCAUUGGGUAUGUAUGAAUUGUAUGGAUCCCAUUGAUCCCAUUUAGAUUGUUUGCUCUCCAGUCUUGUUUGUGGGCUUCCCAUAAAGGCAUCUGUUUUUAUUUUUAUUAGGUAUUUUGUGGUUUUAUAUCUUGAUUUUAUUCUGGGGAGGGUGGGGUAUAAAUCAUCACCAUUAUUAUUAUUAUUAUUAUUAUUAUUAGAACCACCCUGAGACCCCCGGGUAUUGGGCAGCAUAUAAAUUCUAAUGAUGAUGAUGAUGAUGAUUUCUUGGCAGAAGAGACAAGCCAUAGAGAAGGAAACAGCUAGAGGAAUCUAGGAAAAUGCUAGCUGCUAGAGCAAAGUAAAUAGAGGCAUAACUGACCAGAAUAGCAGAGCAAAAGGCCUGUGAAAAUUGUGCAGCUCAUCCAAUGAGAUAAAGAGAGUCAGAUUUCUCUGAGCUUUAGAAGCUAAAAUGAGAGAGGGUGUUUAAGAUGUCAUGCAAAUGCCCCGUCAAAAUGUGGCCAUGUGGAAGCAGCAUUGGUGUCCAGCAGAGCUCUUUUGUAUAUUUUUAAAUACUGUGCAGUAAAAUCCAGCCUGAUCCUUCUGUUUCCUUUUCCUGUCCAGGGAAAGUGAACCUGGAUGGCUAUGCGGUCUCAGCUGGAGAAACAACUCUGAAUGGGAGCAAGCUGGGCCCUUUCCAGCGAGGAAGUCCCAGGCUACCGGUGAUGCUCGGGACGUUAUUGGGGCGGCCUGGUUCCCUCGAAAGCAGCUGCGAUCUGGAGCAGGAGAAUGAGACGGAGCCGCUGGAGAGGUGGGACGAAGCCACGCUCUGCAGCGAGGGGGUCUACGAGACCGUUGUGCGCUUGGAAGAACAUGGCCACUGGUGCCUCGAAUGCGGGGAAAGCUUCCAGGAUGCGUGGCAGUUGGAUAGACACCAGAAGACCCACACUGGCCGCAAGCGUCCUGAGUGCCCGGAAUGCGGGAAGAGUUUCCGGGAUAUCUCACAUGUCCUCCGGCACCAGACAGUCCACACCGGAGAGAAGCCGUAUUCCUGCUCCGAGUGUGGGCAGAGCUUCACCCAGAAGCCGGCCCUCAACAGACAUCUCAGAAAACAUCUGGAAGAAAAGAAUUACGCAGGUACGUACGCCGUAAUCAAUUUUGCGGGUGCCACAAAAGAUGAAUAUGAGGGAAUAGAAUCUGCACACACACAAAAUAUAAAGCUUUUCAAUAACUGCACAAACCCUGCAGCUCCAUGCAGAUUAUUGAAACUAUGCAACUUACAAUAGAAGAUGUAAUACAGUGGUACCUUGGUUCCUGAACGGCUUGGCUCCUGAACAAAUCGGCUCCUGAACGCCGCAAACCCAGAAGUGAGUGUUCCGGUUUGCGAAAGUUUUUCGGAAGUCGAACGUCCAAUGUGGCUUCUGAUUGAGUGCAGGAAGCUCCUGCAGCCAAUCGGAAGCCUCACCUUGGUUUUCAAACCAUUUUGGGAGUUGAACGAACUCCCAGAACGGAUUAAAUUUAAGAAUCAAGGUACCCCUGUAUUUGGAUUCCAACUUUGGUGUGUUGAUAUACUUAAUAGUGUUUGUUGUGGGGGAGGAAGGGAAAAGGAGAUUGUUAGCCGCUUUGAAACUCCUUAGGGUAGUGAUAAAGCGGGAUAUCAAAUCCAAACUCUUCUUUUUCUUCUUAAUAUUCCACAAUAAUAUGAAACCGCGGGGCUUCCCACAGGAUCAUCAGGAGCGUUCACCUUUCCGCAUUCUGCUAUGAAUAAUUGCAAGGGACAAAGUGAUUCCCUCUUGCUGUGUGAGAGAUAAGGAAAUGCCUCUUCUAAUAUUAUCUUAAGAAGAGGAAUUCCAUCUGUGUGUGUGAAAGAGAAAGGCAGAGUGCCUCUCCUAAAAUGACAGUGAAAGAAGUAUUAGGAGGAGGAAUGUCUGUUCUCAGAUGUUCCUGAUACUGUCCUCAUAAGAUACUGUAUUAAACAUAACCUUCACAGAAAAACAAAAUCUGCUGCCCAGUUAAUAAGAGACACCCUUUUUAGCUUGUCAAAAAUAUUUUUAUCCUUCUAUCUGUCUGUCUGUCUAUCUAAUCUACUGUAUUUACUUACUUAAUUUCUUACUUCAAGCAGGCUCGUACUCAAUAAUUCUCAGAAACCUAAAAACCAGUGCAGUUUUGAAAGGUUCAUUCUGCAACCUUGAUUCAAAAUGGCCUCCAAUUGGAGAGACGCAUAGACAAAAAACCCCUGCUUCCUUAUCUUGGGAACCAUCAUGCAACAUUUGUUUGUGAUCUCUUAAGAGGUGUCUAAAUAAACAGAAAACGAGUAACUUUCCAAAAUGUGUGGUAAUUUUCAAUUACGUAUGGUACACACACACUGCUUGGCACCAUAGUUUCCAUAAAAGUUUUGCAUCGGUUAAAAUUCACGUAAGCAAAUGACCUUAUUUAAACCUUGUGACGCUCCUUCCUCGUGCGGGAUCUCAUACUGCUCCCCACCUCUGGCCAAACAGGUGUCAGCGUCACCGUCCGACCCCCGAAGACGCUUGUGGGCCGCAAACGCCCCGAGUGCCUAGAGUGCGGGAAGAGUUUCCGGGACAUUUCGCAAGUCCUUCGCCACCAGACGGUCCACACGGGAGAGAGACCGUACACCUGCCUCGAGUGCGGACAGAGCUUCACUCAGAAACCCGCCCUCAGCAGACACCAGAGGAAGCACGUAGAAGGCAGCCACGGUGCAGGUAUGGGGCUGGGCUUACCCUCUGGGACCACAGCUUCCAGCCAGAGCCAGAUCUGGGUUCGGGGGAGCCCUUGGGCAAAGACCCCCUUUCAAUGUAUCUCCCUCCCUGCUGCCACUGAUGUCGCCCCUUCCCUGUUAGGACUAUUCACAUCACCUAGUUUCUGGUUCUUUUUUGAAGUAGGGGUGCCAGAGAUUGAACCGGGUGUGUGUGAGUCAACCUGAACAACAACAACAACAAGCGGCAGCAAUUUAUACCCCCGCCCAUCUGGCUGGGUUUCCCCAGCCACUCUGGGCGGCUCCCAACAGAAUAUUAAUAAUAAUAAUAAAGCGAUAAAACAUCAAACAUUAAAAACUUCCUAAUACAGGGCUGCCUUAAUAUGUCUUCUGAAAGUCAGGUAGUUGGUUGUUUCCUUGACAUCAGCUGGGAGGGCGUUCCACAGGGCAGGCACCACUACUGAGAAGGCCCUCUGCCUGGUUCCCUGUAACCUCACUUCUCACAGGGAGGGAACCGCCAGAAGGCCCUCAGAGCUGGACCUCAGUGUCUGGGCAGAACAAUGGAGGUAGAGAUGCUCCUUCAGGUACUGGGCCGAGGCCAUUUAGGGCUUUAAAGGUCAGGACCAACACUUCGAAUUGUGCUCGGAAAUGUACUGGGAGCCAAUGUGGGUCUUUCAAGACCGGUGUUAUAUGGUCCUGGCGGCCGCUCCCAAUCAACAGUCUAGCUGCUGCAUUCUGGAUUAGUUGCAGUUUCUGGGUCACCUGCAAAGGUAGCCCCACGUAGAGCGCAUUGCAGUAGUCCAAGCAGGAGAUAACCAGAGCAUGCACCACUCUGGCGAGGCAGUCCACAGGCAGAUAGGGUCUCAGCCUGCGUACCAGAUGGAGCUGGUAGACAGCUGCCCUGGACACAGAGUUAACCUGCGCCUCCAUGGACAGCUGUGAGUCCAAAAUGACUCUCAGGCUGUGCACCUGGUCCUUCAGGAGCACAGUUACCCCAUUCCGUACUCCAUCCACACCUGCCCGCCCCCCUGUCUCCCCAAAACAGUACUUCUGUGGUGGAGAUUUGGUCUCUUACUUGAGAGUGUUCAGGCCCUCUGCAUCGUCUCGAUGGGACAGCUGUGUGAUAUGCUGCUAGGUGCAGCAACUGAACAUAAAACGGUGGAUUAAGCAGAGAGGUGGAUCCAGCGUUUUGUGGUGGGUUAGGGUUUCAGAGUAGGACCUGAGUAACCAAUAUUCAAAUCCCCACUUACUCAUGAAGCUUGAUGGGUGACUUUGGGCCAGUCACACACAGGCACGCUCUCCUUCUCUCAGCCUAACCUCCCUUUUUUUUUUUUUUUUUUUGGAGAAAAAGGUGAGAUAUAAAUGCAAAUAAAUAAACCAAAGAGCUGGAAUCAUAGAAUCGAAGAGUUGAAAGGAACAGCCGUCCCAUACGGGGAUCAAACUUGCCACCUUGCCGUUAUCAGCACCAUGCACUAACCAAUAAGUCUCACUAGUGCAACAAGAUUUCCCCCUGUCCAUGCAUGCACAGAAACACCCCAAAAUGACUCUGUAGGAUUGGCAGGGCCCACCCAGAACAGCGUGUGGAGGGAGAAGAAACGCCUGCACCAAUAGAAUGAAAGCCAUUUGCAUGCUUUAAGAGGUUUGAAAAGGUCUUGGACAAAUAAUGAUAACGACAUGUUAUAAUAGUAUAACAGAUACAGAAACUUAUGGAAUACAGUGGUACCUCCGGUUAUGAAUGGGAUCCGUUCUGGAGGCCUGGCCAUAUCCCGAAGAUUUCGUUACUGGAGGACUCACUUCUGUGUAUGCAUGAGGUGCGCAGAGCGCUUCUGCGCAUGUGUAAGCGGCAAACCCGGGUUUGCCGCGUCCGCAACCUGAAGUUUACAUUACCUGAAGGUAAUGUAACCCGAGAGUCCACUGUAUACAGAAAUGGCAAAUCUUACCAGAAGAAUAAGAGAUCAAGAUAACAAACUUUUAAUAAAAGAAUGGAAAUGGUUUAUUGAAUAUUUACAAAUAAACUGUAAACAGAUAAGGACAUUGGCAUGAUUAUUGUAAUAACCUGAAGUUUUAUAUUUAAAGUAGAUGAAUAAAUGAGUAAAUUAAGUUAAUUUGGAACAUGUAGAAAAUACAAAAAAUAAAUUUAAGGAACCGCAGAAAGAGGGGGAAGGAAGACGAGUUUUGAAAUGUUAAAAUGAUUGUAAAAUUAUUGAAAUGUAUAAAAUUGAAAACCUUAAAAAGAGUAACAGAGACACUUACUUGCAGGUGCAACAUUUGUGUGUGUGCAUUUGUGAAAUAUAUUAAUUUCUUUAAUCCUUUCCCUAGCACGAGACAUGACAUCUGCUUGGAUUCUCUCUUUCUCCCUGCAGGUGACGGAAAAGUGUCUUCAAGCCAGGAAAAGGCCUGCAUGCAGCCAGGAUCCUUGCAGCCCAGCCUGUCAGCAGCAUCCCAAGAGAGCGUCGCUGGCACCUUCUCCAGCGGAUACUGGCCAGCGGGGGACUCUCCGUGGGGAGCUGCCCCAAGCCGGGUUGGGGCUGCCACCAAAGCUGCCCGAAAAAAGCUGAGCCGCAGGGGGCAAAAAAACCACUGGUGCUUCCUCUGCGCAAAAGGCUUCCGGGACAAGGCGGACUUGGUGAGGCACGAGAGGAUCCACACGGGUGAAAAGCCCUACUCGUGUCUGGACUGUGGGCGGCGGUUCAGCUACACGUCGAGUUUGUACAAGCACCAGCUCAUCCACCGGCAGCCCAUCAAUCUAGAGUUGAAACGGGGGACCCAGGAGGACUUAAACCACGGGCAAAACGGUGUUGCGCACCCCCAGGCGGCUGGGGAGGAAGGGGCGUUGGGCAACGGGGUGAAGGUCGAGGACUGCGAAGGGGAGCCUUACGCUGGGAAUGUGGUGCUGUUAGCAGGGGGAGCGGCAGAGAGGUGA
Molecule: messenger RNA, 8294 nt
Organism: Podarcis lilfordi (Lilford's wall lizard)
Lineage: Eukaryota; Metazoa; Chordata; Lepidosauria; Squamata; Lacertidae
Source: the annotation of a GenBank genome assembly